Molecule: messenger RNA, 5131 nt
Organism: Calliphora vicina (urban bluebottle blowfly)
Lineage: Eukaryota; Metazoa; Arthropoda; Insecta; Diptera; Calliphoridae
Gene: thr
Product: three rows
Exons: 6
Coding region: 1-4833 (1610 amino acids)
Source: RefSeq, a predicted model, not a curated record
AUGGAUAAAGAUUUUGAGUCUGAAUUGAAGGGGUCAUCAAGUCAAGCCACAGCCGCCAAACAUGAAAUAGCUAAAUACUUCAAACGCUAUGGAGAUUCUAGCCAUCAGGAUGCUAGGAAAUACCAACUUACAUUUGCCAGUAAAACUAUGUGCGCGAUCUCAAAGUGUGGGAAUAAACAUUUGGACAUAUAUUGCAACAUUAUUACAGAAAUUUUCGCUGACCACUUGUGUCCUGACAGCAGUGCGAAGUAUUGGACAUUGUAUGUUAAUUGCAUGCGAUAUUUCCAUUAUUUACUUGUGGAAAUGAAAGAUUACGAGAGGGCCUCUAUGAUAUACAGACACAUUUCAUCAUACAGCAAUAAUUUGCAAAAUACUGAAAUUAGCUUAAUAUUUAUCAAUAUCAACAGCUAUCAAUUGUACCUGCAAAAUACAUUAAAAUCUAAAAAUCAAGAACUGGCUCUAAGCGAAUCAACCAAUAUUGUCGAAAAUCUAACAAAAUUAUUUAACGAUAUUUUAGAUACAAAUAAGAAACAAAAUUUCCAAUAUCCUGACGUACUCAACAAAACAAUGUCCUGGUUGUUUCCACAAAAUAAGGUUGGCACAGUUUAUCAGUUUAUAAAACAUUUACCCAAUGAUAAAGUUAAACAAAUGUUUAAUGCAUUAUUCGCUCUGUACGGACGCCAAACAAUUGACAAGCCCACCUCCAAUGAAGUCGAAGUACAGGAACAUGCCAAAUUUAUAAUCGAUACAAUUUACACUUUGCUACAGUUUGACCUAAUAGAUAAAAUGCAAUUACAACUGGCUGUUCAACUUUUGGGUCAUUGUCGCACUGAAUCUCGCUUACAAACUAAUAAGUCAAUUGCUGAAUUAUUACUGCUGCUCUACGAUUAUUUAAAGUUAUUAUGUAACCAAAAGCCCACUCUAGAUUUUCAACGCAUUUAUAGCUUACGAUGUGAACGUUUUAAGGAACUCUUUGAUAAAUAUUCAAAAAGUGUUAUUAAUAAACCCUGGUUUGGUGAUUUCUUAGUGUUGAUAUUUUUUGUGCAUUCUCAACUGCAAAAUGUUGCAAUAUUUGGAGGUUUUUGGAAGCAAAUGUCUAAGCCGCAUUGCUAUCAAUCUAUGUUUGUAUUGUUAGUGGAAUCAAUGAAAUUGGCGCCAUGUAUAUCGGCGGAAACGAAAUUAUUUACAACUAAUUGCUGUACCAGCACACGGAAGCAUGUAAUUCUCUCAUUUGCUCAGAUUGCUUUGGCCGCCUUUGUGUUCUAUUGCCAGAAUGUUGGUGAGGAAGAUGAAAGACAAGAGGAAUUGCUAAAUCGUGAUAGUAAUCUCACUGAUUACUACAAAGAGACAAUACAAAACAAUCUCAUACUGAUAAUAAAUCAUGCCUUUAAAAUAAUUGACAAAAUGGAUUGUAUUACCAGCAACUCACAAGAAAUAGAAAUAAUAUUGACACGUUUUAAGCAGGCAACAUUAAGUUGUAAAACCUACAAACAAGCUGGUACCUGCGUAUCGAUAUGUGAAUUAUAUUUAAAAAUCAAAACAAAAAUACCCGGUAAUGAAUGGCCUUUGAUAUUGAGGCGCCUAUAUAAAACCGCCACACAGCACAUUACUGAUGCACCACACAUUGGACGCGAUAUACAAAUGUGCUAUAUAGCAUCGAUGCUACAUGAAACGAUAAGCGAAAUUGAUAUUGGUAAAAUACGAAUGCAAAUAUGUAUAUUUUAUGCAGCCGAAACAAUGACAACAGCUGCCAGUCCAAAUAAACCACAACAGCAACAGUUAACUCAUGAAAACUGUUUGAUGCAUUUAUAUCAUACCACCACAUGUUUACUUAGGCCCCACUUGGAACCCCCACGCAAGAAGUUAUUACAUUGGUUGGAGAGUCAACAUAUUUUAAAACAUUAUAAAUCAAAUACUGCGCUUUUACAUUCUGUCCUGAAAUCAUCCCAAACUCAUUAUGAUUUUGUUAUAAUAACAAAAUUGGGAAAAUUACAGACUUAUGCCAUGGCAAAAAUCUCUUCAAUACAGAAAGCUUUAAAGUCAAAAGCCAAAGAAUUGGGUGGUCUAAGUCGUCUGGAGCAAUUGACAUUUGGUCAUGUGAGUGUCAUGUUACUGAAUGACAUGAAUUCAAAUCAAAAAUUCCAGGUCGAUUCAAAGGAUUUGAGUGAAGAGAAGUUGGAGAAUUUAUUAACGCGUGAAGAAAUGUCAUCAUUUACGUUGCACAAUGAUUUGAAGCGUUUCAAAUUGGCUUGGGAGGCUUUUGAGGCAUUUAAAAAUUUUUAUGAAAAGUUUGACAGUGAACAAAUAUCCAUGGAUGAUGCCAUUAUCGAUUGGGAGUCCAUUUUAGAUGAUGUUGCCAGUUUGGCACUUUAUUUACAAUUGUCCGGUUAUAUGGAACAGUGUUCACAAAUCUGGUUGCUACACUAUAAAUGUUCACUUCUGAUACAAGAUAGUUUCUCCGCCCUACGAGGAUUAGCAUUCUUCUGUGAAUAUUCCGAACACUAUGAACAAAAUGUUAAUAAUAAACUCAAUAAACUGGAUGAAGAAAUUCAAUAUCAUUUCCCUACCAUAACACAGGCACUGGACAAUUUAGCCAAUCUUCAAAGGCAGACAUAUCAAAAUUACAUUUUAUUGGCCGUCCUACAAAUAGCUCACUAUUAUGCACGAUCAUCGCGUUUAUCUUUUGCUCAAAUGUUACUGCAAUGUGUGCAGCAAAAACAUGACGAACUAGCCGAACGUCAGGGACGUUAUGAUAUUAUUUUGGCCACCAUGGAUGCCAUAAAAUUUCGUUUAUUGUGGAAACAUUUUGAUGAUGCAAAAGCGACCGCAGAACAGAAGGCUUCACGCACAAGCGCUGAAAAUUUGCUACUACAUCGUUGUUUGUUGCAUGAAGUUGAAGAAACUUUGGAUCGUUUCCAUGAUUUCUCAUACAUCAGCUCCAGUGAUGGUCUAUUGUAUUCAAUUUUGAUAAUUGGUUUAGUGCAAGAAUUAGCCGAAUGUACGGUCAAUCGUUUAUGUGAUAAUUUUAUUAAUGCACUUUUUAUAGCCACAGCUAAGUGCACAUUACUAUUGGGUCUGGCGUUACGUUUCGUUCAGGUGAUGAGUAUGUGGAUGUGGGUGAAUUUACAAAUGGAAUAUGUUAAUAAGGCCCAGACCAAAUUACAAUUAAUUGAAUAUGUUAUGGGUACAAAAAGUCUUCAAGAACUUACAGAAAAGUGUUCCAAAUCUGUUAGUGACAUACAAUCUAGUACUCUAUUGCCAACAAAUUGUACUGAGUUUUUAACACAAAACCAUCAUAAUCCUGGUAUGGAGGCAAUACGCCGCUUAGCACAAGUACAAUUAUCACCUAUAAAAACGGACAAACUACAAUUGAGUCCCUCACAUCGUAGUUCUGAUCUGAAACAUUAUUUUAAGUGUACCAUCGAUAGUAAACUGAUGCCGCAAAACGAACAAAUCGAGUGGACACUUUUUAUGGUGGGCUGCUUAAAUGCCCGUCUCUAUUUUCUUGUAGAGGACUAUGAUCAAUUGGAAAAAUUUUACGAGAGAGGCAGCAAAUGGCUACAAAUGCGUCAGAAUAGUUUUAAUAAGAAAUUAUACAAAAACAUCCAACUAAUGGCCAUGCAGCAUUAUGCAAAUUUUCUUAGGGCACGCCGGCUAUACGACAAGGCUCUGCAAUGUCUGGAGUAUGGAAUUGAGUUGUGUGAAAACCAGAAAUUGUAUGUAGAUGCUGUAUACUAUGUUAAUUUCCAGUUACAGUUGAUAGUCACACGAAAAGAAAUGAGUGAGAGGAAUAAUGCAAAAGUCAAUUGGCCUACUCAUAGCAAACCAAGGAGAGCUUUGGAAUUCAAUAUAUCACCGGAAAAUAAUAGUAACAAAAAUAAAGAGAAGUUGUUACAAAAUGUAAUGGCUUCGGGGAAAAAACCAGGCGCAACAAUGCGACCGCUGCCGAAUAUUGUGAGUGGAAGUGGUUGUUCCUCCUCAAAGAAACCUAAAACUCUACCUGUGGUAUGCUUUGGUGGCAGCAGUAGUAGUUCCGGUAGUAGUUCUAGUUUAGACAUCAAACUAAAACAGAAGCCCAUACAUAAAUUUGAUAUUUGUGAAGAUUCUAAUGAAAUCGUGAAAGUCGUGGAAAAUAUAGCAAUAGACGCAAUCGUUGUCGAAGAUACAACCAAAUCUAUAAAACGAACAAAAAGUCUGCAGGAAAAUGAACAACUACAUAAAACUCCUAAAGUGAUUAGAAAUACCUCAAAAUCAUCGAAAACUACUGCCACUAAAUCGACUACUAAAAUUAAAAGACCAGAAAUUGUACCUAAGUAUCACAUUGAUAUCGAUUUAACCGAUUCUCCAGUAUCUUCGCCUAAGAAAUCGUCAACGUCUUCGUCGUUAGAAAAUUUGGAUGCAAAAGAAAAUCUCAAUACAAAUGAUCUCGUUGCUCAAAUGCAAAACUUAGAAAUUAAAGUGGCCAAAAGAACAAAAUCAUCAACAGCGACAACACCAACAGAAAACGAAACAAAACCCACCAGAAGUCGUGGACGUAAACCGAAUCCAGUCAAAGAAACAACUGCACCUGUUGUUAUCGUUCUAGAAGAUUCUCCUUGUACAAUUAAACCUAACCUUAAGGAAUUUAUUGACAAACCAAAAACGUCUAGAAAUCGUGCAACAACUAGAGAUAAAUCUCCCAUUGUCCCAUCAAACAAUAACGAUGGUUUAGUAUUAAUCUCCCCCGAAACUCGACCACGCAGACAACGAAAGCUUGUUUUGGAAAAUAAUGAAAAACCAAAUUUACACACUACCCCAAGUGUCACUAGAAGACGCCAGAAAAAUUUAGUCUAAUCUUUUUAUUUAUUAUUACAAUUUUUCCCUGUUAAUUUAUGCAAAACUAUUUUGUUGCAAGUUAUUUAAUAAGUUUUAUUUCUUUGACUUUAACUUUUCGAAUUUUAAUUAAUUUCUUUGUAGUAACAAUUUAAAUACAUAUAUUUUUGAUUAAAGACAUUUGCUUUCAUACAUUUUUACAAGGCGUAUUAAUUAAUACACUUUGUUUAGCAAUAACAACAUAAAAUAAUAAGUUAUCUAAUAAAAACCUAAUCCUAGUAGGUAGUGUCCUACCGAAGACAUUGAAAAACUUUGUAAA